Diaporthe citri is the source of this 423-nucleotide messenger RNA. RefSeq lists its product as uncharacterized. The transcript has 2 exons. NCBI's taxonomy places the organism in Eukaryota, Fungi, Ascomycota, Sordariomycetes, Diaporthales, Diaporthaceae. Bases 1 to 423 code for a protein of 140 amino acids. The record is from RefSeq and is a predicted model, not a curated record.
AUGGCUGGCCCCCGGCAACCCAGUCCGCCAGCUCUGACCUACCUCUUCUCGCUCAACAUCACAAGUGGUCCGACGAUCAACAUUGGUUCAACCCCCCUGGGGGAUAGGGUGUUCGAGCCCAUCAUCGGCGGGUCCUUCUCUGGGCCGAAGCUUUCUGGUACCGUUGCCGCUGGCGGCGGUGAUGCGGCCCUCGUCGAUGGCAAUGGAUCCUUCAACCCGGAUGUCGUUUACGUUCUUCAGACCCACGACGGAGGCAAUAUCUUGGUACGAGAGAAGGGUCACGCCCCGAAUCUGCUCCUUGUGUUCGAAACCGGCAGUGACGACUACGACUGGCUUAACUCAGUCGUCGCAUAUGGGCAAGGCGUGCAGGUACCAGGCGGCGGUGUGUCGCUUAAUGUUUGGCAGGUUAGUGUUCCCCUGUAG